Messenger RNA from Nycticebus coucang (slow loris), 5688 nucleotides. RefSeq names its product receptor tyrosine kinase like orphan receptor 1 (gene ROR1). The transcript is spliced from 9 exons. NCBI's taxonomy places the organism in Eukaryota, Metazoa, Chordata, Mammalia, Primates, Lorisidae. The coding region runs from base 392 to 3196 and encodes 934 amino acids. The record is from RefSeq and is a predicted model, not a curated record. Gene Ontology annotation, biological process: cell surface receptor protein tyrosine kinase signaling pathway; protein phosphorylation; multicellular organism development. Gene Ontology annotation, molecular function: ATP binding; protein binding; protein kinase activity. Gene Ontology annotation, cellular component: signaling receptor complex.
AGUCGGUGCAAAGUGACAAGUUGGGCGAGAGCUAGAGCGGGAGCAGGCGCCGCGCCGCCACCGAGGGAGCCCCAGACGGCAGCCCCCGGGCGCGGGGUGCGCUCUCCUGAGCCCGAGCCGGGCAGACUCGCCGCUCCCUAGUGGGACCCGGACAGUUCCGGACUGACCGGCCGGCCAAGGGGAGGCUACCGCCGGGGGCCGGAGAGGGACCACGCUCCCAGGUUUCUCAGCAGGGCGGCCCGAGGCGAGGGAGCAGGUUAGAGGGACAAAGGGCUUUCUAACGCUCCCGGCGUCCUGCGAGGGCGGCGGCCGGGACGAGGUGGCCGGGAGCCCGCGGAGAGCCCGUGGAUGUUCUGUGCGCGGCCUGGGAGCCGCUGCCGCGAGAGGAGGAAUGCACCAGCCGCGCCGCCGCGGGACGCCCCUGCCGCUGCUGGCCGCGCUGCUGCUGGCCGCGCGCGGGGCUGCCGCCCAAGAAACGCAGUCGUCAGUCACUGCUGAGUUAGUGCCUACCUCAUCAUGGAACAUUUCAAGUGAACUUGACAAAGAUUCUUACCUGGCCCUGGAUGAACCCAUGAAUAACAUCACCACGUCCCUGGGCCAGACCGCGGAACUGCACUGCAGAGUCUCGGGGAACCCCCCUCCCACCAUCCGCUGGUUCAAAAACGACGCCCCAGUGGUGCAGGAGCCCCGGAGAAUCUCCUUCCGCGCCACCAGCUACGGCUCCCGGCUGCGGAUCCGGAACCUCGACACCACGGACACCGGCUACUUCCAGUGCGUGGCGACAAACGGCAAGAAGGUGGUCUCCACCACCGGAGUCCUGUUCGUCAAGUUUGGUCCCCCUCCCACUGCAAGUCCUGGAUACUCAGAAGAGUAUGAAGAAGAUGGAUUCUGCCAGCCAUACAGAGGGAUCGCAUGUGCGAGGUUUAUUGGCAACCGCACCGUCUAUAUGGAGUCUUUGCACAUGCAAGGGGAAAUAGAAAAUCAGAUCACAGCUGCCUUCACUAUGAUCGGCACGUCCAGUCACUUAUCGGAUAAGUGUUCCCAGUUUGCCAUCCCUUCGCUGUGCCACUACGCCUUCCCGUACUGUGACGACUCCUCAUCUGCCCCAAAGCCCCGAGACUUGUGUCGCGAUGAAUGUGAAAUCCUAGAAAAUGUCCUGUGUCAAACGGAAUACAUUUUUGCAAGAUCGAAUCCCAUGAUUCUGAUGAGGCUGAAACUGCCCAAUUGUGAGGAUCUUCCACAGCCAGAGAGUCCAGAGGCUGCAAACUGUAUCCGGAUAGGAAUCCCCAUGGCAGAUCCAAUAAAUAAAAAUCACAAGUGUUAUAACAACACAGGUGUGGACUACCGAGGGACCGUCAGUGUGACCAAAUCAGGGCGACAGUGCCAGCCGUGGAAUUCCCAGUACCCUCACACACACACCUUCACUGCCAUCCAUUUCCCAGAGCUGAAUGGAGGCCAUUCCUACUGUCGCAACCCGGGGAAUCAGAAGGAAGCUCCCUGGUGCUUCACCUUGGAUGAAAACUUUAAGUCUGAUCUGUGUGACAUCCCAGCAUGUGAUUCAAAGGAUUCCAAGGAGAAGAAUAAAAUGGAAAUCCUAUACAUACUGGUGCCAAGUGUGGCCAUUCCGCUGGCUAUUGCUUUGCUCUUCUUCUUCAUCUGUGUCUGCCGCAAUAACCAGAAGUCAUCGUCACCACCAGUCCAGAGGCAACCAAAACACGUCAGAGGUCAAAAUGUGGAGAUGUCAAUGCUGAAUGCAUACAAACCCAAGAGCAAGGCUAAAGAGCUGCCUCUUUCUGCUGUACGCUUUAUGGAAGAACUGGGUGAGUGUGCCUUUGGAAAAAUCUAUAAAGGCCAUCUCUAUCUCCCAGGCAUGGACCAUGCGCAGCUGGUUGCCAUCAAGACCUUGAAAGACUAUAACAACCCCCAGCAAUGGACAGAAUUUCAGCAAGAAGCCUCCCUGAUGGCUGAACUGCACCACCCCAAUAUUGUGUGCCUUCUCGGUGCUGUCACUCAGGAACAGCCCGUGUGCAUACUGUUUGAGUACACAGAUCGAGGGGACCUCCAUGAGUUCCUGAUCAUGAGAUCCCCACAUUCUGAUGUCGGUUGUAGCAGUGAUGAAGAUGGGACUGUGAAAUCCAGCCUGGAUCAUGGAGACUUUCUGCACAUUGCAAUUCAGAUUGCAGCUGGCAUGGAAUACCUGUCCAGUCACUUCUUUGUCCACAAGGACCUUGCAGCUCGCAAUAUUUUAAUCGGAGAGCAACUACAUGUAAAGAUUUCAGACCUUGGGCUGUCCAGAGAAAUAUAUUCUGCCGAUUACUACAGGGUGCAGAGUAAGUCUUUGCUGCCCAUUCGCUGGAUGCCCCCUGAAGCCAUCCUGUAUGGCAAAUUCUCUUCUGAUUCAGAUAUCUGGUCCUUUGGGGUUGUCUUGUGGGAGAUUUUCAGUUUUGGACUCCAGCCGUAUUAUGGAUUUAGUAACCAGGAAGUGAUUGAAAUGGUGAGAAAGCGACAACUCUUGCCAUGCUCUGAAGACUGCCCACCCAGAAUGUACAGCCUCAUGACAGAGUGCUGGAAUGAGAUUCCUUCCAGAAGACCAAGAUUUAAAGAUAUUCAUGUCCGCCUUCGGUCCUGGGAGGGACUCUCAAGUCAUACCAGCUCUACUUCUCCUUCAGGGGGAAAUGCUACUACGCAGACAACCUCCCUCAGUGCCAGCCCAGUGAGCAACCUCAGUAAUCCCAGGUACCCCAACUACAUGUUCCCAAGCCAGGGCAUUACACCACAGGGCCAGAUUGCUGGUUUCAUUGGGCCGCCAAUACCUCAGAACCAGCGGUUCAUUCCCAUCAAUGGAUACCCAAUACCUCCCGGAUAUGCAGCAUUUCCAGCUGCCCACUACCAGCCAGCAGGUCCUCCCAGAGUGAUUCAGCACUGCCCGCCUCCCAAGAGUCGGUCCCCAAGCAGCGCCAGUGGGUCGACUAGCACUGGCCAUGUGACCAGCUUGCCCUCAUCGGGAUCUAACCAGGAAGCAAACAUUCCUUUACUACCACACAUGUCCAUUCCAAAUCAUCCUAGUGGAAUGGGUAUCACCGUUUUUAGCAACAAAUCUCAAAAACCCUACAAGAUAGACUCAAAGCAACCCUCUUUACUAGGAGACUCCAAUAUUCAUGGACACACAGAAUCUAUGAUUUCUGCAGAACUGUAAAAUGCAUGACUUCAUAAAUGUGGUAUGCAGGAAAAACUAGAAAACCAUGGGAAAGAUUUAUAUUCAAAUGUUUUUAUUAAAUAAGGUUCUCAUUUAGCAGACAUUGCAACAAGUAUCUUCUGUGAAGUGUAACAGUGUCUUACCAAGGAGGACAGACACUAGCCAGAAAAGAAACAAAACCUUUGUGGAAUUUACACUCCACUGGGGCACAAGACCUGGCACUGGGAUUGGAACACUAACGGUUCAAGUGAUGAAAACUGCAAACUAGUGAAGAGGAAAAGAGCCUUGUGAUGAGAUAUCAAACCAAAACAAAGUCAAGUGGUGCCGUGUGACUGGUCUCUCCCCACGAUGUAUACAUACUAUAGCAUUUGUCUACCUGCUGUCUUUUCUUCAGGACAGAUGUUCAGGAAUUACAUUGAUUCAGUUUAAACUCUUGUGCAUGUUUGUGUAGAAGUGAUGUUCAGAAUCAAUGAGGAAACGUUAGGCCAAAAUUGAAAUCCUGGAUGGAAAUGAGCCAUAGACAAAAUAUGCCCUCCCUUGAAGCCUUCUCCAUAGCAGGGCUUCCUGGGGAAGGUGCAGAGUGUGCCUCUUUGUGAACCUCCUCUCUGGUUAUGAAGGCCUUUUCCACGUUUCCUUUUUCAUAGUGUGUUUCCACAGCCCUUGGACCAUAAGAAGGCUAGAUGUGGAUGCUGGAAAUGAUCAUUGGCUGACAGUUUACUUUGUCACAUUAGGAACAAGGUACCAAAAGAAGCACAGUCAGGAGAAUGGCCCCUCAGCCUAGAUCAGUAUCCAUGGGAGAGGAAAAGGGUUCCCAUGGGGACGGCCUCCACGGGAGCUUCCCAGGAUCAAUACCAUUGAAAAAUAUAUGUAUGGCUACAGAUGGGUACACCCGGGCCUUACGACCCCUGUUGACAGGUGGCCCAAGGCAUCAGAGUGCUUGUCUUCAGACUCUAGGGACGUAGGAAACCCUAUGAUGAUACUUAUAUCUAGUAAAUUUAAAGUUUCUCUCACUUUUUCUCCAUGCGAGAAAUGUUUAUGGAUUUGAUUCUAGAGUUAACUAUUCAGAGAGUUAACUCUGUCUCAAAGACAAUUCUUUUUUCUUUCUUUUUUUUUUUUUUUAUUGUUGGGGAUUCAUUGAGGGUACAAUAAGCCAGGUUACACUGAUUGCAGUUGUUAGGUAAAGUCCCUCUUGCAAUCAUGUCUUGCCCCCAUAAAGUGUGACACACACCAAGGCCACACCCCCUCCCUCCGUCCCUCUUUCUGCAUAAAAUAUUACGUAUUUCUAAAAAAAGUUCUCAUUUCAAAGACUACAAAGAACUUAAUUUUCAAAGCUGGAAAAAUAGAAGCAACAUGACCAUUUCUGCCUUAGUUAGAGGGGAGGCAUCAGACGUGUCUCAUGUGUUACCUGCCAACCAGGUAUGGAAAGGAAUUUUGUAUUAAAUUUUUCUGUUUGUUUUUUUUUAAACCUCCUUUAUUCUAAGAACAAUGUCUCAAAGUCUCAUUUUCAUUUUAAAGGUAUGAGAGAAUUAUAAAGAAACUUAAAGGUUUUAAAUUAAUUCCUAGAAAUUAUAUUUAAGGCAGAGAAUAUGAUGUUUUCUAUUUUUAAAAAUGCAUUUAGCAGGACUGGGCACUGUGGCUCAUGCCUGUAAUCCCAGCACUCUGGGAGGCCAAGGUGGGUGGAUCGCCUAAGCCCCUGAGUUCGAGAUCAGCCUGAGCUGGAGCGAGACCCUGUCUCUAAAAAAUAGCUGGACAUUGCGCCUGUAGCCCCAGCUACGUGGGAGGCUGAGGCAAGACAAUUGCUGAGCCUGAGAAUCUGAGGUUGCUGUGAGCUGUGAGGCCAUGGCACUCUACUGAGGGUGACAAAAUGAGACUCUGUUUCAAAAAAAAAAAAAUGCAAUUAGCACAUGAGAAUCAAGAAAAUACAUUUACCAGAGUGUGUUGCAAUUUUCCCAAACCUGAGUAUCCAAACAACAAACAUGAACUUAUACGUACUGUGACCUCAAAGAAUUGAAUAUAUCCAGAUUCCUGGACAGUAAAGUAAGACAUUUUUGUGGCAUAAAUAAGCUGAUUCACAAAUCACCUUUCUUAACUUUAGGUAGAGGAGAAUAUUUGUAUCCUUUGUUGCUAUGCAACUGUUUAAUGAUGAAGCUUCAAACCACAGUUUUGUAUAUCAUAUGACAAUCAGUUGUUUUCCAAGAAUAUUUAUUAUUUUAGGUAAACACAAUUUCAGUGAAUCUGAGUUUUUCCUAGGAGUCCCUUAAAGGGAAAUUAGCAUUCCGUGAGCCAGUGAAAUACCUACUCUGGAAAAAACAUUAUUACACAUAAAAGAUAAAUUCAAGUUAGUUUUUUAUAAAGAACUAACAUUUUAUAAUAACUGAAUUAAGUUGAGCAAAUGAAAUUUCAAAACCACUUGUAAUAAUGUAUUUUAUAAUAGCACUGUGAUACUAUAUAACACAGUCCCUUUUGUAUUAAAAUAGUAUUUUUUUCACAAA